AUGCGCAGGCCCUCUUAUACUGUGAAGGGGGUGGAUAAUGUUGGCCUCUAUGCUCCUGAGCUUCUCGAGGAUCCGCUUAUCCUGGACAAGCGGAUCCUCGAUUACCCAGGUUACUUUGCCGUGGUGAUCGCGGCAUGCGUGCUGAACUUGCAGCUUUCUCUGGCCCUGUUGGUGGUGACCCCGCUGGCUGUCUUCUUUCUUCUGUGGGACUGGCUGAUGGGCCGCUACGGACACCGCCUCUGUGACGCCCUGCAACCCACCAGGAACACCCUCAACACACACUGGCUCUGGGUCAAAUGGGUGGUGUGUGUGCUGCUGCUGGUGGCAGUGGUGUGCUGGCUGGUGUUUGACAUGGCCAAACAGGGAUCGCGGCAGCUGGUCUCUUUCUCCGGACUCUUCUGCUUCGUAAUGCUCAUGCUGGUGUUCUCGAGGAACCCAUUCAGGGUGUCAUGGCGAACUUUACUGUGGGUAAAGUUCUUGUUUGGACUCAUCAUCCUUAGAACCAAAGCAGGAUUCACUGCUGUAGACUGGCUGGGCCAUCAAGUGGAGGUGUUUCUGUGCUACACUAGGUUUGUGUUUGGCAACAAAUGCACAGACCACUUCUUUGCAUUCCAGGUUCUGCCUAUUGUAGUGUUCUUCAGCACUGUCAUCUCUAUACUCUACCACCUUGGCUUCAUGCAGUGGCUCAUCCUCACGGUGGGCUUCAUAAUGCAGAUUACUAUGGGAACUUCUCCCACAGAGUCAAUGGUCGCCGCUGGCAACAUAUUUGUGGGACAGACAGAAUCUCCACUCUUGAUUCGUCCGUACAUCUCCCAGCUGACCUUGUCAGAGAUCCAUGCCGUGAUGACAGGAGGGUUCUCCACCAUCGCUGGCAGUGUACUGGGAGCCUUCAUCUCAUUUGGGAUUGAACCAUCCCACUUGCUGACAGCCUCCGUAAUGUCAGCCCCGGCCUCCCUGGCUAUCGCCAAAACCUUCUGGCCAGAGACAGAGAUCCCCAAAGUCACAGCCAAGAAAGGCCUCAAACUGGAGACAGGGGAGGGCAGUAACCUGCUGGAGGCAGCGUCUCAUGGAGAAUCCUCCUCUAUUAUCCUGGUGGCCCUGCUCGCUUUCCUCAAUGCCGCUCUGUCAUGGCUGGGCAACAUGUUCAACUACCCCCAGCUCAGCUUCUCUAUCAUCUGCUCGUACGUAUUCAUGCCUUUGUCCUUCCUGAUGGGUGUGGCCUGGGAGGACAGCUUCAUGGUGGGUGAGCUGAUUGGCUACAAGACCUUCUUCAAUGAGAUUGUGGCCUAUGAGAGGUUGGCAAAACUCAUCAAGAGGAGAGAGGACAGAGGCCCAGAGUACGUGGACGACGUUAAGAGGUACCUGUCUGUCCACUCUGAAACCAUGGCGACGUAUGCUCUGUGUGGCUUCGCGAACAUCAGCUCUCUGGGGGUGGUGAUCGGAGGCCUCUCUGCUAUGCCAGAGCGGAGGGGUGAUAUUUCCAGGUGUGCCGUCAGAGCUCUUAUCUCAGGCACGGUGGCAUGCUUCAUGACAGCAUGCAUCGCAGGUAUGUUGUAUAUCCCAGAGCUGCUGUGUGAAGACUUCCUGAAGGAAGAGUUUAACUCCACAUUAGUCAGUAACAGCACUCAGCUCCUCACCUGCUUGACUGAGCUCUACCACAGUGUGGUAGUUGUUAGCCCUUCUAACAUGACUAUGGAAGGAGGAUUCAGUAUGGCUUCUCUCAAUGGCUGUUGCGCCAUCCUGUCCUCGCCACACUUCAACUGCAGCCUGGUCUACCCCCGAGAGUUGGACGUACUGCCAAACCGCUAA
Messenger RNA from Salvelinus fontinalis (brook trout), 1809 nucleotides. Its product is annotated as solute carrier family 28 member 3-like. Gene Ontology annotation, molecular function: pyrimidine- and adenosine-specific:sodium symporter activity. Gene Ontology annotation, cellular component: membrane. The record is from RefSeq and is a predicted model, not a curated record. NCBI's taxonomy places the organism in Eukaryota, Metazoa, Chordata, Actinopteri, Salmoniformes, Salmonidae. Gene Ontology annotation, biological process: purine nucleoside transmembrane transport; pyrimidine nucleoside transport.